GACAGACCCGUCUGAAAGGUAUACAAAAUCAAACCAAAUAGAGACACCUUUCCGCAAGUUCAGUCUCACAGUUCUUUCUUGAUGAAAUUUCUUCACUCUUGUGACUGUCACUGACCUCUUCAUAACCCACUCUAACGUUUUCCAAUUUCAAAAUCCCAAAGGUGAAACUAUAGAAAAAAUUUGGACUUGUGAAAAUCAGAUUCAAACAUGGCUGAAUCAGAAGUGUGUCCUACUGUGGAUGCAAUUAGGGCAUUUCUUGAACACUUGGUUGAUCCUAUGCUGGAAGAAAAACCUUGUAUUUCAGAUGAUCCUUCACUAUCUCUACAGCAGAAAGUUGCAAAACAGGUGCAUUCUGUUGUGUUACUAUACAACUAUUACCACAGAAAACAGAAUCCAGAGCUAGAAUUUGUGGCAUUUAAGGAAUUUUGCAAGUUGAUUGUGGAUCUGAGACCAGCUUUGUUACCAUAUAUGAAAUUCACGCAGCAGCCUGUUGAAGCUGACCUUGUUGAUGUGGAGCAGCAAAUGUCAUUAACAGAAAAAUCGAUCAUGAGUUCCUAUGAUAUAUGUACACUUUUAGACGCGUCAAAAAAAGUUCCUAAUAUAGAGGGAUGGCCCAUUUCUAAAGUUGCCGUCCUUUUGGUCGAUAGUAAGAAGGAGAACUGCUUCUUGCUUUCUCGUUCCAUCACUGAUGGAGCAUGGUCAUUGAUUGAAAAAGAUGUGGAUGCCUCCAAUCAAAUUUCUGAAGCUACAAGUGAAAUCAAAACAUACAAAAAGAGAAGAGUCAUUAAGAAGCCUUCAAAUGACGGAUUAAAUGAAGGUCAAAUUUUGCGAGUUGGAUAUUCUGUUGCUAAGGAAGCCGCUGGUGUCAAUACUAUUGAUAUUUUUCUUUUGAAAAGUUACACCGUGUAUUCCCAUAGUAAAGAGAAGACAGCUUCACGCUUUUAUAUAAUGAAGUGCUCACAGCCAAUUAAUGAGGGGUUUAUUCAAAUUCCUAUCAAAGAUUUAGUUGAAAGAUUCCAAGGUCCUUUGGUCAAAAGAAGUUCUAGCAGUUGGAAGGUCACCCCAGUUGUUGAGUGCUUCCACGUGCUUCCUUAUUCUGAAAUAAUCUCAGAUUGGAUAUCUAGAGAAACAUUCUCAAAUAGUUUGCAAGAUUCAAAGCUGGAAGAGAAACAAUUCCCGAAGCUUGAAGUGACAGAAUUGCAUGUAAGUAGAGACGGCACGUCUAUUGCUCUUGAUAACAAGCCAUGCAGUGAUACUAUCGUAGCUCUUAAUCAGAAAGAGAACAAUGGUUGCAGUACAAUUAUACUGCGUGGUUCUAUCAAGGAAGACCAGGAUAUGGAUGCAGACAACUCUUCAGUUUUUCUGUCUAAAGAUAAAGAAGAAUGCCAGAAGCAUAUUGCUGAAUCACUUGUAAGUAGUGAUGCCACGUCUAAUGGUCUUGAUAACAAGCCAUGCAGUGAUGAUACUAUUGUAGCUCUUAAUCAGGAAAAGAACAAUGCUUGCGGUACAAUUAUAAAGUUUGGUUCUAUCAAGGAAGACCGGGAUAUGGAUGCAGACAACUCUUUUGUUUUUCCGUCCAAAGAUAAAGAAGAAUGCCAGAAGCAUAUUGGCGAAUCGAAUGUAAGUAAUGAUGACAUGUCUAUUGGUCUUGAUAACAAGCCAUGCAGUGAUACUAUUGUAGCUCUUAAUCAGAAGGAGAACAAUGAUUGCAGAACAAUUAUAAGGUGUGGUUCUAUCAAGGAAGACACGGAUAUGGAUGCUGGCAUCUCUUUAGUUUUAACGUUUGAAGAUAAAGAAGAAUGCCAAAAACAUAUUGCCGAAUCGCAUGUAAGUAAUGAUGGCAAGUCUGUUGGUCUUGAUAACAAGCCAUGCAGUGAUACUAUUGUAGCUCUUAAUCAGAAGGAGAACAAUGAUUGCGGUACAAUUAUAAGGUGUGGUUCUAUCAAGGAAGACCAGAAUAUGGAUGCAGGCAACUCUUUCGUUUUUCCGUCUGAAGAUAAAGAAGAAUGCCAGAAGCUUAUUGCCGAAUCGCAUGUAAGUAAUGAUGGCAUGUCUAUUGGACUUGAUAACAAGCCAUGCGGUGAUACUGUUGUAGCUCUUAAUCAGAAAGAGAACAAUGAUUGCGGUACAAUUAUAAGGUGUGGUUCUAUCAAGGAAGACCAGGAUAUGGAUGCAGGCAACUCUUUAGUUUUUCUGUCUGAAGAUAAAGAAGAAUGCCAGAAGCAUAUUGCCGAAUCGCAUGUAAGUAGUGAUGGCAUGUCUAUUGGUCUUGAUAACAAGCCAUGCAGUGAUGAUACUAUUGUAGCUCUUAAUCAGGAAGAGAACAAUGCUUGCGGUACAAUUAUAAGGUGUGGUUCUAUCAAGGAAGAUCGGGAUAUGGGUGCAGACAACUCUUUAGAUUUUGCAUCUAAAAAUAAAGAAGAAUGCCAGAAGCAUAUUGCCCAAUCGAAUGUAACUAAUGAUGGCAUGUCUAUUGGUCUUGCUAACCAGCCAUGUAGUGAUACUAUUGUAGCUCUUAAUCAGAAAGAGAACAAUGAUUGUGGUACAAUUUUAAGGUGUGGUUCUAUCGAGGAAGACCAGGAUAUGGAUGCAGACAACUCUCUAGUUUUUGAAUCUAAAAAUAAAGAAUGCCAGAAGCAUAUUGCCGAAUCACUUGUAAGUAGUGAUGUCAUGUCUAAUGGACUUGAUAGCAAGCCAUGCAGUGAUGAUACUAUUGUAGCUCUUAAUCAGGUAGAGAACAAUGCUUGCGGUACAAUUAUACAGUGUGUUUCUAUCAAGGAAGACCAGGAUAUGGAUGUGGACAACUGUUUAGUUUUUCCAUCUAAAAAUAAAGAAGACAUCCAGAAGCAUAUUGCCGAUACUUUACAAGUUAAUGAAGAUCAAAUGAUAGAAAAUCCAACGGUGCAACUUCACUCAAAUGAAUGUACAAGACCUAGCGAGGUUGAGAAGGUUGUUUCAGCUACGAUGCAAAUUACAGAGGGUGGAAUCAAAGAUCAAUCUGCUUUUGAUAAGAUUUUAACCAAUGCCACUUUAGAAAAUGAAUCCACAGAAAACUGUACGUUGAUUGCAAAUAAUUCCAACACAGGUCUUGAGAAGGUCCCAAUUUUCAUAGCUUCGAAUGAGAAGAUGGGUUUAUCAGAUGUGUGUCCUACUGUGGAUGCAGUUAGGGCAUUCGUUGAACACUUGGUUGAUCCAGUGCUUCCAGCAAAGCCUUCUAUUCGUGAUGAUCCUCCACUAUCUCAACAGCUCAAACUUGCAAAACAGGUGCAUUCUGUUGUGUUGCUGUACAACUAUUACCACAGAAUACAACAUCCAGAGCUAGAAUUUGUGGCAUUUAAGGACUUUUGCAAGUUGAUUGUGGAUCUGAGACCAAUGUUGUCAAGAUAUAUGAAAUUCACGCAGAAGCCUGAUGAAACUGACCUCGUUGAUAUGGAGCAGCAGCUUUCAUUAACAGAAAAAGCGAUCACUGGUUCGUGUGAUAUAUGCAUACAUUUAGAUGCUUCAAAAAAUGUUCCUAAUAUAGAGGGAUGGCCCGUUUCGAAAGUUGCCGUCCUUUUAGUUAACAGUAAGAAAGAGAACUGCUUCUUGCUUUUCUGUUCCAUCACUGAUGGGGUAUGGUCAGUGAUUGAAAAAGACGUGGAUUCUUACAAUCAAAUUUCUGAAGUUACAAAUGGAAUCAACCAUGCCUACAAAAAGAGAAGAGUCAUUAAGAAGCCUACAGAAAAUGGAUUAAAUGUUGAUGAUGAUGAAUUUGUGCAAGUUGGUUAUUCUGCUGUAAAGGAAGCUACAGGUAUCAAUAGUAUUGAUAUUAUGCUUUUGGAAAGUUACACUGUGUAUUCCCAGAGCAAAGAGAAGACAGCUUCGCGCUUUUAUAUAAUGAAGUGCUCACAGCCGACCACUGAGGGGCUUAUUCAAGUUCCUAUCAAAGAUUUAAUUGAAAGCUUCCGGGGUCCUUUGCUCAAAAAGAGUUCUAGCAGUUGGACGGUCACCUCAGUUCUCGAGUACUUCCAUGUGCUUCCUUAUUCCGAAAUAAUCUCAGAGUGGAUUUCUAGAGAAACAUUCUCUAAUAGUUUGCAAGAUUCAAAGCUGGUAGAGAAACAAUCCCCAAAGCAAGAUGUAACAGAACUGUAUGCAAGUAGUGAAGGCAUGUCUAUUGGCCUUGAUAACAAGUCAUGCCAUGAUACUAUUGAAGCUCUCAAUCAGAAAGAGAUCAAUGAUUGCGAUACAAUUACACGGUGUGGUUCUGUCAAGGAAGGCCAGGAUAUGGAUGUGGACAGCUCUUCAGUUUUUCCAUCUAAAAAUAAAGAAGAAUGCAAGCUUAGUGUCAAAACUUUACAGGUUCGUGAAGAUCAAAAGAUAGAAAAUCCAUCUGUGCAACAUCACUCAAAUGAAUGUACAAGCCCUAUCCAGGCUGAGAAGGUUGUCUCAACAAGGAAGCACAUCACUGAGGGUGGAAUCAAAGAUCAAUCUGCUUUUGAUAAGAUUUGUGCCGAUACCCCUUUUGACAAUGAAACAGUAGAAAAAUGUACCCUGAUUGCAAAUAAUUCCAACAUAGAUCUUGAGAAAAUCGGAAUUUUCAUAGCUUCAAAGGGGAAGAUACUGUCACAAACUGCUGUCAAUGCUCUUAAACGAAAGAGGAGCGCACUGGCUCUUCAGAAGCGCGUGAUAGAGGAUGAGAUUGCUGUGUGUAAUAUGAAAAUUCAGAGAUGGUUAAUUGGUGAGGAAGAUGACAUGGAUUUAAAAAUAGAUUCCAUUAUAGAAGGCUGUAAUGUAAGAAAUCAAGGACGGAUGUGUCAAUAUCUCGAGGGUCAAUGCUUACCUCCAUCUGUUAAGAGUAAAAGAUUGGCAGAGGCUGUGCUCACUUUACAAAGUCCUUGCGAGGAACUAGAUGAAAUAUGUCAUGCAAAUAAUUGGAUCGUGCCAACUUAUGGUGUAUCUCCAUCAAAUGGUGCAUUUCAAGCUAAUGUAAGUGUUAAAGGAAUGGACUUUGAGUAUUUGUGCGAUGGUAACCCUUGUUCCUUUCCUCGUGAAGCAAGAAAUUCAGCUGCUGCUCAAAUGUUGACCAAAUUAAGAAGUAUGGCAAAAUCAGCCCUGUAGUUUUUGCCCUUCUUUUGAAGCACGAAGAUGUGUUCUUGACUAACUAUAUGUACAUGAAUUGCAUGUAAGUUUUAGGCUCUUUUGCAAUUAGGGGAUUAUUGGUUUUUGCCAUAUAGGUCUAGACCGCAGAGCCAAACACACACAUACGCGUUAAAACACAGUAAUUUUUUUGUAUCACGUGUAGUGUGACUUUGAUGACUCAAAUUAAAGCAACAUGACUCAAAAUUAAAGUUACGCGAUAGUCAAUGAUGACCUAUCCUGCCCCUUUUGAUUGGGAUUAGAAUUUUAUGUUUCUUUUGGCUGUUAACCCCUCAGUUCUCAGGGAACGGAGUUAUGAUAAUCUAGAGUUCGGUUGUGGUCAGUAAUGUCUGACCAAUAAUUGUUUCUCUUAGGAAUCGAAUUUGAAUUCUCCCGAACGAUUGUGCUUGUGGAAAUGGCAUGCGUCAUACAUGUCAAAUAUUUCAUAUAGUAGAAACAAAUGCAUGUGAAUAUGUAAUGUGACUGAUUAACAACUAAAUUUUAGGCCUA
Messenger RNA from Trifolium pratense (red clover), 5625 nucleotides. RefSeq lists its product as uncharacterized. The transcript is spliced from 16 exons. Lineage: Eukaryota; Viridiplantae; Streptophyta; Magnoliopsida; Fabales; Fabaceae. The record is from RefSeq and is a predicted model, not a curated record. Bases 208 to 5097 code for a protein of 1629 amino acids.